AUGGGCUGCUGUGGUUGCGGAAGUUGUGGUGGCUGUGGCGGUGGCUGUGGCGGUGGCUGCGGUGGUGGCUGCGGUGGUGGCUGCGGUGGUGGCUGCGGCGGUGGCUGCGGCGGUGGCUGCGGUGGUGGCUGUGGCAGCUGCAACAGCUGCAGAUGCUACCGGGUGGGCUGCUGCAGCAGCUGCUGCCCCUGCUGCUGCGGCUGCUGUGGGGGCUGCUGCAGCGUCCCCGUGGUCUGCUGCCACCGCCGCACCUGCAGCUGCCACUCGUGUGGGAAGGGCUGUUGCCAGCAGAAAUGCUGCUGCCAGCAGAAGUGCAGCUGCCAGAAGCAAUGCUGCCACUAG
Budorcas taxicolor (takin) is the source of this 342-nucleotide messenger RNA. RefSeq names its product small cysteine and glycine repeat-containing protein 4-like. The transcript has a single exon. The record is from RefSeq and is a predicted model, not a curated record. Bases 1 to 342 code for a protein of 113 amino acids. NCBI's taxonomy places the organism in Eukaryota, Metazoa, Chordata, Mammalia, Artiodactyla, Bovidae.